Molecule: messenger RNA, 1598 nt
Organism: Purpureocillium takamizusanense
Lineage: Eukaryota; Fungi; Ascomycota; Sordariomycetes; Hypocreales; Ophiocordycipitaceae
Product: D-lactate dehydrogenase
Exons: 1
Coding region: 358-1467 (369 amino acids)
Molecular function (GO): D-lactate dehydrogenase (NAD+) activity; NAD binding
Source: RefSeq, a predicted model, not a curated record
AAGCACAACAAUAUGUAUCAUCUCAAAUGUGCUCCACGAAGUAUACUGUAGAUCUGAAGAGAGGGAAAGUCGACUUUUAAGGUUUCAAUGGUUCUGCCGUGACACCUGCAGUAAACCGCUUGCGGAUGGCUGCAGAGGAAGCCCUUUUCUUCCCCGCGCCACCCGGGGAGCCUAUACUGGCUUUUCUCGUCGUCAUGGCCAGGCGAGUUCUUGGCUCGUCAACGUCUCUGAAACAUCUCAUCCUCCUGCAUUUUGCAUCCAGCCACACUGCCUGACACAACGUUUUGUUUCUCUGUAGCCCCCGAUAAACAUAAGAAGCAGACCCCGCGCAGCGUCGGAGCUUCAGUGACGUCAUUCAUGAUGAAGAUUGCCGUCUUUAGCGCCAAGCCGUACGACAAGCGGUUCUUGGACGCCGCGCUCGAGGCCAAGAAGAAGCAGCAGCAGCUGCUGCUGCAGCAACAGUCUUCGACGGCGGCGAGCGGGAGCGGCGGCGGCGGCAUAGAGCUGGCGUACCACGACUUCGCGCUGGGCGAGGACACGGCAUUCCUGGCCAAGGGCGCCGACGCGGUGUGCGUCUUCGUCAACGACGCCGUGUCGGCGCCCGUGGUGGAGGCGCUGGCGGACGAGGGCAUCAAGGCGAUCCUGCUGCGGUGCGCGGGCUUCAACAACGUGGCCCUCGAGGUGGCGGAGCGUCGCGGGCUGCUCGUGGCCAACGUGCCGAGCUACUCGCCCGAGGCCGUGGCCGAGUUCGCCGUGGCGCUGAUCCAGACGCUCAACCGCAACACGCACCGGGCCUACAACCGCGUGCGCGAGGGCAACUUUGCCCUCGACGGCCUGCUGGGGCGGACGCUGCACGGCAAGACGGUGGGCAUCGUGGGGACGGGCAAGAUCGGCGUCGCCACGGGCCGCAUCCUCAAGGGCUUCGGGUGCCGCGUCCUGGCCGCGGACCCCUACCCGACGCGGGCCUUUUCCGACGAAGUAGGCGAGUACCGCUCCAGCAUCGACGAGCUGCUCCCCGAGUGCGACAUCGUGAGCCUGCACUGCCCGCUCAUGGACGCGACGCGGCACAUCAUCAACGAGCGGACCCUGGCGCUGAUGAAGCCGCGCGCCAUGCUCAUCAACACGUCGCGCGGCGCCCUGCUCGACUCGCGCGCCGUCAUCAAGGCCCUCAAGACGAAGCACCUCGGCGGCCUGGCCCUCGACGUCUACGAGGCCGAGGGCUCGCUCUUCUACGACGACCACUCGGGCGAGAUCAUCCAGGACGACGUCCUCAUGCGCCUCAUCACCUUCCCCAACGUCGUCAUCUGCGGCCACCAGGCCUUCUUCACCGAGGAGGCCCUCAAGGAGAUUGCCGAGUGCACGCUGCGCAACCUCGAAGAGUUUGCCGAGCGGGGGACCUGCACCAACUCGCUGACGGAUUCCAUCAAGAAGAAUGGCAAGGGGCCGCUGCCCGUUCGCAAUGUCUAGGGGCAAGACAAUGUGGUCAAGUUGCUUCGAAGUGGUCAGAUUGAAACGAAUUGGCCCAGUUGAUUCGAAGGAAAAUUACACAUGUAUGCUGCGCUUUCGUCUAUCCUACUAUAUAAAAACUGUAUCGGGUA